AGAGAAUGUAGUGCUCGAAUCGAAUACAGUCAAUACAUCAUUUAUUGUUGACAAACACAAAAUUCGUACUCAACUGAACGGGGAACACAGUCUGAAGAAAAAUCGUCAAGAUGCCGCCGAAACCAAGAAAGUCCUCGAAGGGCAAAGGCUCGGAGAUCAACAAGAUGACUCAGGUGGAUCGCACUUUCUAUGAGCUGCAGAUCACGGACUUGAACCAGAAGCUGUCGCGUCUGCGCUCCCAUUUGGCCAACAUGGAUGAGACCAACAUCAUUCUGCAGACAAAGCUGCAGGACAUCGACACGGACCGCACUGAUGUGGCUGCCCACCUGGAGCGCACCUUGGCGGAGCGGAAUAAUACGAUAACAGAGCUGGAGGAGCGCCUGGUGGAGAUAUCGAAGGUACGCAACGAGGAGAAGCAGGUGGCCCAGGAUAAGAUCGCCGACCUGGAGGGCAAAUAUAAGGCGAUGCACGACCAGCUGACCUCGGAGAUAAAGCUCCUCAAUGGCAAGCUGAACUCCCUGGAUGAGUUUCGCAUACAGCGCGAUGUCCUGCUCGCCAAGUUCGAUGACCAGGAGAUCGAGAUACGAGAGAAGGAGAAGCUGCACAAGGAGGCGCUCUACAAUAUGGAGCAGGCCGCUGUCGUGGAGAAGGAUGCGCUGAAGAAGGAGGUGGAAGCCAAGCUGCUGCAGGUCUCCGAGGAUUUCACGCGCUCCAGCGAGAUCCGCAAUGCCGGCUACACGCGCCGACUCAUCCGUGAGAACAUCGCUCUGCAGAAGGAGAUCGAUUUGCUGGUGAUGUCGCAGAUCAAGCUGCAGCAGAUGUACAACAACCAGAAGGAGAAGCACAAGGAGAUCAUGGUGCAGUACAGCGCCCUGGAUCAGAUCAAGAACGAGCUGGUGCGCAACUCCAUAAAUAAGAUCAAGAUCAUCGAGAGCCUGACCACGAACUACGAGAAGCUCAAGUGCAAGUAUGUGGAGGCGCUGCAGUAUCGCAGAGCCUACGAGGAGCAGCAGGAGGCGGAUCAGAUUAUCGAUGCACGGAACAAAGAUGCUGAAGGUAAAAUCAAGUCCCUCUGCAGGCGCAUCGAGAACCAGACGCUGGAGAAGCGCCAGCUGGAGGCGAUCCACGACCAGCAUGAGAGCGAAAUAUUACGCUUGCGCGGCAUCAUUCAGGAGAUCAAGGUCACCGUGCGCGAUGCCAUCGUCAGCCAGCAAUGCAUUAAGCUAUUCCCCCAGAGACUUGAGGAGGCCAACGUCGAGCCACAGUCAGUCAUCGAUGAGGUGCGCGAGGAGGCGAUUAACAUGAAUAAAAUGGCACGCAGCGACCUCCUCUCCACAUUGAUGAACAUCGUCAGCUCCCACUCGGCUGAGCUGCCACGCACGCCCUCUCUGGAGACCAUCAGCACUGUGACCUCAUCCCUGUACACGCCGGGCAAAAUGGGCUUCAUGCCGCACAAGCCGCGGCCCGCUGUUUGUGAUCUCUUCCAGACGGAGGUGCUGGACCAACUGCCUGACCUGCAGGUGAAGCUGCCAGAGUGUCUGCUGAAGGGCCAGGUCCAGGCGAAGCCCACUGAAAAGGUUGACGAUCAUGUCUCCAUAUAUGAUGUCGAAUUCGGCACCACGCUCUAUGUGUCCUCAUCCCGUGAAGAGGACGUCAUAGAGAUGGAAGAGGAGCCGCUCGAAGAGCCCGAGGGCUCCAGCAGCACCGUCUCUGUGAAGAAGGCCAGCAGCGAGCCCAGCGUCGCCGCACCAGCCACUGCCCCAUUGGCCAAGCCCGUAGUUGAGGACGUCGUCAAGGCGGAGUCUACCAAGUCGAUGCAAAGCUUAUCCACCGCCGGCCUGACUGAGCUAACCGGCGAGGAUGAGAAUGUCGACGAGGAGGAUGAGUACGAGAUCAACUUGUUCUACUAAAACGGAUUCAGUCAGUUAUCAAAAUGUUGUGUGUAUUCUUGUAAAUGUUUUGUUUCGGCAUAAGGACUAAAUAAA
Molecule: messenger RNA, 1985 nt
Organism: Drosophila navojoa
Lineage: Eukaryota; Metazoa; Arthropoda; Insecta; Diptera; Drosophilidae
Product: cilia- and flagella-associated protein 157
Cellular component (GO): cilium; ciliary basal body
Molecular function (GO): microtubule binding
Source: RefSeq, a predicted model, not a curated record